ACGAGUUGGUCGUUUUGUUUUCCUUGCUUCCAUAGCAGGACCCCGCUUCUGCUGUACGGGCAAACCUUUGCGCACAGUAGAGUCAGUUGUUCUGUUGGAUCGCGAGAACACGGACGGUUGUGUCGUGUCCAAAACGAAUGGGACGUAGUCGUCGUCGGCGUCGUGGUUGGUGGUAUACGCGAGCUUCCCUUGCGAAUGAAUAACCCCCGGGGUCACAACGUCACCGAUCAGAAGAGCGGUUAAGUGCCUUUGCUAGCGCAUCGACGACCAGAUUGGACAAUUGACAAGCGCGAGUACCCGUCUCGGGUGUCCCAGCAGCCGUGACUGGAUAAAACCCAGCCGAUCGAUGCUGGUCGUCAGUAAUGUCGCGACUAUCGUCCAGUUCGGAGUGAUCGCAAACAGGAGAAAGUGAAGCAGUUAAGCGUCCCGGGAAAAAAUUGGAAGUGUUGGUGAUGUGUUGUCCAGUGCGUUCAACUGCAAGAUGAUUUGAGUUGCAUUUCAGUUCUGGUUUAAUUAGCGGUGUUCACACUAUAAGCGCCUGUGCCGUGUUUCGAUUUGUGAUCAGUACUUUUAUAACAGUUUGUGAUAAGUGUGAGCUAGCUGUAAGGAUGGGCUACAUUCCAGCCAAUCGACGACUUCCGGUGCUAGCGUGGGCUGUAACGAUCUUGCCGCUUCUCAUUGAUCGCAGCAAUGCGUUUGAUAUCUUUCCACCGAACUACGACAUCCGGUACCGGCUGGAAACGGACGUGACUCUCGUACCGGAUGUACAUGCGACCGAUAACUACAUGUGGUACCUGAACGGUUACCUGCGAGUCCAUCGUUACGAUGCAAACAAUCUUGCCGCUCAAAUCGAGCUCGAUCGCCAUCAUAUCCCACAGAGUGAAGGUGAUGUGUCUGCUCUGCUGGAACCGUUCCGUGUAGCGAUCGCAAACGAUACGAUUCUAAGCAUUCAGUUUAAGUUGAACGAACCGAUCUGGUCGGCGAAUAUCAAGCGUGCACUAGCCUCGCUGCUGCAGGCACAUGGAGAUGGGCCCGGUGCGUACGUUGUCGAUGAGCAGGGUAUCUUCGGCAGCUGCCCCACAGAAUACUUUGUCGUGAACAAAUCGAACGUGUUCGAGAUCUCGAAAACGUACGGCAUGGACCGGUGUACGAUCUAUCGCGGUGCGAUCUAUCUGACGCGCAGCAAUAUCCCGCAGAACCACUGCAUCCCGAACAAGCAACCGCAGGCGAUCACGUCCCGCAUCGCCAACUACAAGCUGCGUAAGAUCGAAUCCUACCGCUACAUGCUGACCGACCUGGACGGUACGAUGCGCACCAACAUUCGGACUCUCGAGUCUUACUAUCCCCAGUUCCUGUAUUCGCGUGUGGUGCUACGCUACGAACAGCACCAAGUCUUGGACGAGACGCCUGGUCGGCCGGUAGUAGAUAUUGCCAACGGGAUGGCCCUUCUGUUCAGUCCUAUCCUAUUCGAUAGCCCCGAUCUCGAAGCGACCGGUGGCCGGAGUCCAAAAUCGAAAGAGAAGCUUAUAAAGCGUACCGCCAGCUUGCUGAAUGCGAUGGCCGACAAUCUCGAAACGGUCGACAAUAAGCUGAAGGAACCGUACGACGAAACGGUGUCGGAAAUCAUCCGGCUGAUGGGCACGAUGGAUCUGGAAACGUUGAAGCAGCUGUACGAAGAGAUCGACCUCGGCACAUCGUACCGGCAGGAAACGGCACGAAACAUCUUCCUGGAGAUAGUGCCACGUACCGGUACUACCUCCACGAUACUGCUCACGCGCGACCUCAUCAUGAACAAGCAGGUGAACCCAAUGACGGCGGUACAGUUGCUGAUAUCGCUACCCUUCUACAUGGCGGAACCGUCCCAAGAGCUGGUAAAGGAAUGUGAAGUGUUCCUCGAAGUUGGUGCGGAUCGACCAGACAUAAAGCAUGCGGCCGUCCUGAGUUACGCCACCAUGAUCUACAGCACGUUUGUGGCGGGCAAGCUAACGGCGGACACGUUCGAGAAGUACGUCAAAAUGUACUUCGAUCUAUUCUUAAACAGCUUCGAGUAUGAGCAGCAAAUGCUCUAUCUGGAAGGGUUGGGCAAUCUGCAGUUGGAAAAUGUGGCCGAAUAUUUGGAUCCGAUUAUUCGUGCAGACUACCCGCAAAAUACCGAUAUACGCUUUCUGGCCAUGCUGGCUUUGUUGCCCACGGCACAUUUGCGGCCGAAUCAAGUUUACGAAACCUACUGGCCAAUCUUCCACUCGCGCACCAGUCCGUUGCAGCUGCGAGUAGCCGCAUUUACGAUGCUGCUAUUCUCCAAUCCAACGCCCGGUCGGUUAUUGGGGCUGUACAGUGUGAUCAAGACGGAAAACGAUCCACAUAUGAUCAACUUUUAUCGCACGACGGUACUGAGCAUCUCCGAAACGACCUAUCCUUGCUACCAACAUCUCAAGCUGCUUCUUGCGUACAUGACUCGCCAACUGCCGGAUGCCCCUGCGCCCAAGUACUGGGUCACUGGCAACUAUCUGUUUGACUAUCGUGACCGUAAGUUCCACAUCGGUUCGAUGCUGCAGACCAUGCUGAUCGGUAGUCACCAGACGGAUCUACCAAUGAUCGCUUCACUCAAGUUCGAUACGGAAGCUCUUGGAAGGUUUACAGGUCAACUAGGGCUGUACAUUAAGGCACGUGGUUUGAGUGACGCCGUCAUCAAUCGACUCACUACGUUCAAUUCAAGCCAUUUGCGGUUGGAUCGAUUGAGCAGCAUUCUAAAAUCGAUGAAACUGUCCACCAUUAGUCCGACACCCUUACAUUUUGAGUUCAUCGUGCAGUUUGAGGGCAAAGCCGUCCUAUGUUACCAUCUUAAUCAAACUACAUUCCACAACUUAACCGACGGCAACAUCAUCAAUCGAAUUAAUCUGCUACGGGAUAGCCACGUUAAUAUGCAGAUCGUUCGACGACCGUUCAUGAUCAAGUACGCGCUCCCUACGCUGCUAGGCACGCCGGCUGAUAUUCUUAUCGAGAACACCGUGCUGGCGACGGUUCGUGGCAACACUACGCAGCAGACGAUGCUGAUGGACAAGGUGGCACGCAGCAACCAGGUGGACGUGCGUUACUCUUCCUACGCGGUCGUAAAGAUACGCAGCUACAACCCGAUCAACGAUGUAGAAUAUUCAACCAUACGCGAGCAAGGCUUCCUGGUGUACAUACCGGUGAACAAUGAGAUCGUAUGGGACAUUGCGGGUAAAUCGAUUAGCUACAGCUUCUACCGUCCCGAGAACAUGACCAGCGGCAUCUCGUUGAAGAGUCGUACUCGCAACACGCCGGCUAACGGGUCAACGGCAGCAGAAACUCUCGAUCCGAAGGAGGAAGACAUCGCCAAGUACGGGUACCGGAUCGAUGAUCUUGGCAUUCAGCUGCUGGCUAGGGUACACCAAGAUUACACCAAGGAUAACGUGAUGUUCAUGCUGGAAACGGACAUACUGGACAAUGCAAAGGUCCUCACAAAAGCUCCAUUCUCGUUGGUGAACAACUUGCUGCGCAUCGUCAGCCUGAUCCAGCUCAACACAAUCCACAUCGGGCGGGACAAGCACCUGACGCUGCUAAUUGCAAACGACCAGAAAACGCUCCUGCAAGGUACGCUCAAGUGGGACACUCAAAACUACUCCAAACAACCGUCCGUACCGGAAAACGAAGUACUGCGGGUCAAUCUGAUCCUUGCCCAUACAAUUCCCAAACCGGAAGGCAGUCGUGACGAGGUGAAGGUACUGCACAAGUGGGACAUCGUGUCGCAGUACACCAACUUCAAGUGUGACCGGGCAGCACGGAUUUUCUUCUCGCUCACCCGCCACGAAUGGAACAGUUCGAACUGGAAGAUGUGCUUUUCGGCGGAUUAUCGCCCGCUGGUGUUCCUGCAGCGUCCCUUCCAGCUUACGGGCGAGGUCGUGUUCGGUGAGACAAAGGUACCGAAACAAUGUCCCAAGGAACCUCGGAUUGCAUUCAAUGUGUCCUAUCAUCUGCCGGAAUAUGUGGAGCGCAUCUAUCGCGCUCUCGACACGAAGGAUCGUAGUUGUUCGAAGGAAAUUCUACGCCUUACGCCACCUCCAUUUUCGGGCGAAUGUCGAGCGGACCGAUUCAGUCCAUUGACGACAGUUACCGGACUCGAUGGACACUUUACGUUCACCAAGCUUCCUUCAUGGAUCGAUAUGCUGUUGCAUCGGUUGGAUCAUGCUGUUUCGGCAGUUGUGCCUGGACGUGUACAUACGCUAAACAUGACCGACCAUAUCGACGUGCAAGCCCGCGUUCUACAAUGGUCAAACGAUACAGAAAUCCAGAUCAAUGGUGGCACAAUUUGGUUCCCUUCCCGAUUCUACCACAAUGUAAAAAUGCAGCAUUCCUACACGUCACGGAUCGAGUACGGGUUUCUCAGUGUUUGCAGUCUGGUCCACAACAAGUUGACAACUUUCAACGAUCAUAUCCUUGAGCUGACCAACGAGAUCCGGGACGAGUAUCGGGUGCGCGACAGUUUUUUACUGACUGCCGACUGUUCGCUCGCACCCAAAAUGGCCAUCUUUGUGCUGGAUGAGCAAAAGGGCGUACAGAUCUACACUGGCGGUAACUAUUUGAUCUACGAACCGGGUUCUACUGCAGGUAUCAACAAUAACGGCAGCACCUACUCGCCCACAAUGACUGUGAACAUUAAUGAUGAGCAGCUGAUCGACCUCCGCAAUAUCGUAUAUCAGUAUCCGCCCGACGACGAAUUCUACGACUUCCGGGUGUAUAUCGAUCGUGAGGGAGUACUGGUAGUGGAAAACCAACUAAAUGGAGCCGUCGUACAGUAUGGACCGGCGGGCAUUGUCAAUAUGCUGCUACCGACCGUACACAAGGGCCAGAUGUGUGGUCUGUGCAGUGAUCGCGAGUAGCAGAAAUCGUUCGACUGAGUAAGGAACAUCAUCCGCUGUUCCGGCUGACGUGAGUGUAAUGCGUGCAUGUGUGCGUGUGUGUUUGCAUACACGACGCAGCAUUAGGUAACAGUGUAUACAAGCAUUUCACGUUAGAAUUUAGUAGAUGGUAACAAUAAAAAGAAAUUUUUAAUAAAAUAACUAAAUAUAGCAUAUUCACCAAAAGUAGAA
Anopheles funestus (African malaria mosquito) is the source of this 5111-nucleotide messenger RNA. RefSeq lists its product as uncharacterized. The record is from RefSeq and is a predicted model, not a curated record. Bases 609 to 4901 code for a protein of 1430 amino acids. The transcript has 10 exons. Lineage: Eukaryota; Metazoa; Arthropoda; Insecta; Diptera; Culicidae. Gene Ontology annotation, molecular function: lipid carrier activity. Gene Ontology annotation, biological process: lipid transport.